GCUCGUGGGCCACCGCGUGUGAAAGGGGGGUGGGAAAGUGUAAUGACGAGAAAGUGACACUUUGACACACAGCUGAGCUCAGUGUGGGGGUGCUGUCGGUAUCGGUGGAGAUGUUCGGUACCUGUGGAGCUGCAUAGGACCCGUACCUCGCCAGGUCUGUGUGUGUGUGUGUGUGGAAAUUAGCUCGUGCAUCUGCUCCACCUCGCACCCAUGAACUUUUCGGUCCUCCGCGCGCCGCUGCACCCUCCCUCUCACGGACAAUGAAGACGAGUCGCAGAUGCCGGACCCUUCUGUCGGUUACCUUGAACUUCUUCGCCCUGUUUUUCUCAAUAACCGCGUUUAUAACGACUUACUGGUGCGUGGGGACCCAGAGAGUCCCCAAGCCGAAGUGCAGCAAGCUGCGGACACACCAGUGUAUAGACUACGGAGUGAACGAGACGGACCCGAACAAAGUGGUGUACAGCUGGGAGACCGGGGACGACAGGUUCCUGUUCCGACAGUUCCACACCGGCAUCUGGUUCUCCUGCGAGGAAAACAUCGACGAUGAAAGUGAGAGAUGCCGAAGCUUCAUCGAUUUGGCCCCGCCAUCAGAGAAAGGGAUGCUGUGGCUGUCGCUGGUUUCUGAGAUGUUGUACAUAGUGCUGCUGGUGGUGGGCUUCAGCCUCAUGUGUUUAGAGCUGGGCCACUCCAGCAACGUCAUUGAUGGACUCAAGCUCAACGCCUUCGCUGCCGUCUUCACUGUGCUCUCAGGUCUUCUCGGCAUGGUGGCUCACGUGAUGUACACGCAGGUCUUCCAGGUCACUGUCAGCCUCGGACCACCUGACUGGCGGCCCUACAACUGGGACUACGGCUGGUCCUUCUGCAUGGCCUGGGCCUCCUUCACGUGCUGCAUGGGUGCAUCAGUCACCACACUCAACUCCUACACCAAGACCGUCAUCGAGUUCAGGCACAAACGCAAGACCUUUGAGCAAAGCAUCCGCGAGGAGCACGCACGGGAGGCUUUCGGAUAUUUCCGGGAACGCUCCGUGCACUCCAUCUCCAAAUCUGUGGAGGUUUAUUCCAGCCAGACACCAAAAAGCACCAGGAAAACUCCCAUACCUGCUGACUCUCUGGACCUGAGUGACAUUGCAGGAUCUUUGGGGGAAGAACAGUGUUGAAGUAGGGGGCAUUUCUCUCAGUGUGGCAACUUGACUGGCGGAAGCACUGUUGUUCACCUGUGGUCGGUGUUUAGUACGGGAUGAACACCUAAUUGGAUUUCACAUCAUUAGCUCCGUCUGAUACAAUUAAACGCUGCCUUAAUUGUGGGUGUGUUGUUGGUAUCGGUAGUCAUGGAGCUUCAACUCACAUAGGAGCUAGCUUCAAACUGGAAAAAGUGGACUAAUCUCAUGGAUAAAGGUGUUUUCUCUGUUUGUGUAACACAAUGUAGAUAUAAAGGAAACUGUUAAUUACACCCAUAUAAAUGGAGUGAGGGUCUCUCAGAUGCUAACAGCCUUAUUAAACAUGUUUCAGUCAAUGAAUGAAUCAAUGCAAAGACGGUGUCAGUUGAACUGGUUUUUAUUGAUUGUUAAAUAAAGCCUCAAAUACUUCCUGCA
Morone saxatilis (striped sea-bass) is the source of this 1592-nucleotide messenger RNA. Its product is annotated as germ cell-specific gene 1-like protein. The transcript has 5 exons. Gene Ontology annotation, cellular component: plasma membrane. Lineage: Eukaryota; Metazoa; Chordata; Actinopteri; Moronidae. The coding region runs from base 261 to 1157 and encodes 298 amino acids. The record is from RefSeq and is a predicted model, not a curated record.